Molecule: messenger RNA, 800 nt
Organism: Cinara cedri
Lineage: Eukaryota; Metazoa; Arthropoda; Insecta; Hemiptera; Aphididae
Source: the annotation of a GenBank genome assembly
AUGGAUAAAAAAUUUGUUUGCCAAAUGACAAGUCCUGAGGUAAGUAAACAACUUGGAAAUCACAUAGUAAAUUUUGUUAACUGUCCAGAUAAAAGAUUAAAACCUUUUGAAGGUGUGUUAGUACAAGAGAAUGGUAUUACUAGAUUGGAGGCAACUAUAAACAAUUAUAUUACCCAAAGUACACUUAUAAGUUAUUUUAAGGCACAAUUGGGAGCAUUGGAUAUUAAAAAUAAUUAUGAAAUAUAUGCAUUGGUAGUUAACAGAAAAUAUACCAAUGUUGGUGCCUUGGUAGAAGAAAAUAAAACAUUUUCUGUUAGGUAUAUUAAGGGAAUAUGUAAAAAUAUAUUUAUUGAUGCCUAUAAGAACAAAUAAAAAUUGGAAAAAAAUGGGUUUUGUAUUCUUACGGAACUAAAGACAAUAAAUUAUAAAUUCUUAUCUUAUCCCUGAAAGAACCUAUAAUAUCUCUAGAAGCAAAUGGAUUAGAAAGUUAUAAAGGAAACAGUUUUCCUAAAAUUUGUAAAUUAAAUCAUCAUAAGGAGGUUAUGGUUCACAAAGAUAAUUAUUUAAAAUAUAUCAGAGUUUUAGCAGAAAAUGAAGAAAUAAUAGAGUCUAAUAAGAAGGGAAAAAUUCUAGAGGAAAUUAAAGUUAAUGAUCGCAAACGUUUAGAGAUAUUUAGGGAAGACAAAAAAUGUAUAAUUGACAUAAUAACAACAACAAAAUGGCAUGAGGAAACUAAAUAUGUAUUCACUUUAGAAAAUAUGGAGGGUCUUUCCAUAUCAACUUUUUGGAUGGAAAAUUGA